ACUGUUAAAUAAAUAAUAUAUGAAAAAAAAAACAAGGCUAGAGAUACGCAGAGUCGCGCGCGCUACGCUUAUCAAAAGUGAGCCGAGUGCAAACAAACAGGCGAAUGUUGAAACUUGUCGUGUUUUAAUGUCAAAAUAAAAACCCAUAAAUAUGCGUAAACAAAUAAACUCAAUUUAACUGCAUACAGUGAUAAAUUCAACAUAAAUCUCCAACUGUGUGAGACUAAUAAAUUCAACAGACACGUGUCUAGCUCGAAUGUAUUGCAAUUAAAUAUUAAAAGCACUAAGCACUGAUAUGAAUAGCAUUUAAUUAAUAUUGUUUUGAAGCUGACUAAAGUUUAUUAUUUCGUGAGAGAGUAGUACAACAAACAUAAGCAGCAACAAAAAUGUAUGGAUUUGUUAACUACGCGCUGGAGCUGCUGGUGCUGAAACACUUUGGCGAUGAAAUAUGGGAGAAAAUCAAAAAAAAGGCCAUGGUCAGCAUGGAGGGACAAUUUCUGGUGCGGCAAAUUUACGACGAUGAAAUAACAUACAAUCUAAUUGGAGCAGCUGUUGAGAUACUCAAAAUACCUGCUGAUGAUAUACUGGAGCUCUUUGGCAAGACUUUCUUUGAGUUCUGCCAGGACUCCGGCUAUGAUAAAAUACUGCAAGUGCUGGGCGCCACGCCGCGUGACUUUUUGCAGAAUCUGGACGCGUUGCAUGACCAUCUGGGCACCCUGUAUCCGGGCAUGCGAGCACCCUCCUUUCGCUGCACAGAGAAGGACGGCGAACUGCUGCUGCAUUACUACUCAGAGCGGCCCGGCCUGGAGCACAUUGUCAUUGGCAUAGUGAAGGCCGUUGCAUCGAAGCUGCACGGUGUGGAGGUAGAAAUCGACAUUGUGAAGCGCAAAGGUGAGCCCAUCGAUGAGGCCGAGAAGGAGCGCGCUUUGGCACGCGAACAACAGCAAUUGGACACCGAGGCGGCAGACUCUGCUUUAGAUGCCGAUGCGGCUGAUCCAGCUGCUGCUGCCCCAGCGAGUGCCGAGCAUAACAACAAUCACAAUGCCAACACCAACAAUGGCCUAGCCAGCAACAAUAUUACCAACAACAACAACGAUGGACAGCUGCUGGCCAGCAGUGAGUUGGCUGAAUCGGCGCCAGCCACUUCGAAAGUCUCGGCCACAGUGCAGGAUAGCUUUGAUUGCGAUGGCGACAAGGAGCAGAAGUGUCUGCGGCUUUUGAAAAACAAAAGCGAUGAUAUCGAGCGAUAUGACCAUGUGCAGUUUCUGAUACGUGAAAUCAAUGUGGUUGCCAAGUCGCAGGCGGAUGCCAAAAAGGACGAGGCGGCAGCGGCCAGCAGUGAUGAUAUGGAGUUUCUAUGCGAAGAGCCGCUCAUCUCGCCGGCCACCUUCUGCAAGGUAUUUCCCUUCCAUCUAAUGUUCGACAGACAAAUGAAAGUCGUGCAGGCUGGCAAGGCUGUGUCCCGCGUUAUACCCAGAGUGGCCGAGGAGAACUGCUCACUGAUAGAGGUGGUGGAGGCCAUACGACCGCACCUGCAGCUCACAUUUGAGAACAUUUUGUCGCACAUAAACACCAUCUAUGUGCUGCAGACGAGACAGGGUGCCAUGAGCAGCCGGCUCGAGCAGCGUUUUCUGAGACUGAAGGGACAAAUGAUGUACAUACCGGAAACGGAUCGCAUUCUAUUCCAAUGCUAUCCAAGCGUUAUGAACCUGGAUGACCUAACCAAGAAAGGACUCUAUAUUUCGGAUGUGCCGCUGCAUGACGCGGCCAGAGAUUUGGUGCUGCUGUCUGAGAAAUUUGAGGCGGAGUAUAAGCUGACCAAGAAUCUUGAGAUGCUCACUGACAAGCUGCAGCAAACGUUUCGGGAUCUGGAGAGUGAGAAACAGAAAACAGACAGGCUACUCUACUCGGUGCUGCCCAAGUCAGUGGCAAAUGAGUUGCGACAUCAGCGUCCAGUGCCACCCAAACGUUACGACUCCGUGACGCUAAUGUUCUCUGGCAUCGUCGGCUUCGGACAAUAUUGCGCCGCCAACACAGAUGCCGAGGGUGCAAUGAAAAUUGUGAAAAUGCUCAACGAGCUCUACACCGUGUUCGAUGCGCUCACCGACUCCAAGCGCAAUUUAAAUGUUUACAAGGUGGAAACUGUUGGUGAUAAAUACAUGGCUGUAUCGGGCUUGCCAGACCAUUGUGAGGAUCAUGCCAAGUGCGUGGCACGCGUAGCUUUGGAUAUGAUGGACAUGGCCAAGAAUGUUAAAAUGGGCUCAAAUCCAGUGCAAAUCACGAUUGGCAUCCACUCGGGCGAGGUGGUCACCGGCGUCAUUGGCAAUCGCGUGCCACGCUACUGUCUCUUCGGCAACACAGUGAAUCUAACGAGCCGCACCGAGACGACCGGUGUGCCCGGUCGCAUUAAUGUCAGCGAGGAGACCUAUCGUCUGCUGUGCCAGGAGAUCAACCAGGAUGAUUCAUUUCAUUUGGAGUAUCGCGGCCCUGUGGUAAUGAAAGGCAAGCCUGAGCCCAUGGACUGCUGGUUCCUGACACGUGCCACCAGCAUAGGAAGCGGUCAUGGCAGCCUGGACUCGCCGCAGCUGCAGCCGACAACGCCAACAACAACAACUCAACGGCUGGGCAUGGGACAUGCCAGCGUCUCACGUACUUCGUCGGGUCCUAGUGGCAGUUGCAGUGGUGGUGGUGCUUAGAUGCAUAGCAAAUGCUAGCAAGCGGAAUCACGCUGUAAAGUUGUAGGCAAAUCUAUGUGCAACCCCAGCGAUUGUCUUACUAUUUGUAUGUCUGUGUGUGUGUGUGUGUCUGUUUAUUUAUCCAAGUUGGCCACUUAACCACUUCAUUUCAAUGGCUUUGAAUUUGUUCUGCCUUGGCUUGCAUUUGUCCUUCGCGCUCUGUAUAUGUUAUGCAUGCAUGUGUGUGAGUGUGUGUGUGAGAGUGUGAUUACUGCUACUGCGGCCGAGGCUGUUGGCUUCAGCAACGUUGGAUCGUUGUUCAAGAAGCCAAGCUGUAACUAAACUACUUAAGUUGUAAUUAGUGCAUAAAUAAGCCGAGUGCAUGCUGUACCAUAUAAAUGAAAACAAAACAUAAAUUUACACAAAUACUAUAUGCAAAUUAGUUGAAUAUUUUCAGCAUUUUGGGUGUACAACUGAACUAAGUGUGUUUAAAUAUUUAUUUUUGUACUUUGUGAUGGUUUCUUAGGCUGAACUUUUUGUGCUUUCUACUCUAGUUGUAAUUAAUGUAGGCACUAUGGUAUACAUACAUACUUAAUACUAAUUAACUAAUACUCAUGUCAGAAGUACACUGUACAAAGAAAACUUGCAAAUUGUACUAUAUAUGAGGAAAAGAAGUAAGGCAAAUAUUCUAGCAGCAGCACUCGUAAAUACAACAAAGCACCAAACAAGUAAAACUUAUUAUGCAAAGGUGAGUUUCAUAGACACUCUCGCACAACUUAAAUGUAAAUCUACUAGUAUAUACAGGGCUACUGACCAGUAAAAGCAAAUGAAAAUGUUCGCAAACUAAUUGCACACAAAUUAACAAUUAAGCCGUAACAU
Messenger RNA from Drosophila busckii, 3554 nucleotides. It is a transcript of the gene Gycbeta100B, whose product is annotated as guanylate cyclase soluble subunit beta-1. Gene Ontology annotation, biological process: cGMP biosynthetic process; response to oxygen levels. The coding region runs from base 387 to 2696 and encodes 769 amino acids. The record is from RefSeq and is a predicted model, not a curated record. Gene Ontology annotation, molecular function: guanylate cyclase activity; heme binding. NCBI's taxonomy places the organism in Eukaryota, Metazoa, Arthropoda, Insecta, Diptera, Drosophilidae. Gene Ontology annotation, cellular component: guanylate cyclase complex, soluble. The transcript has 18 exons.